This is a messenger RNA of Drosophila miranda, 5803 nucleotides long. It is a transcript of the gene THADA, whose product is annotated as thyroid adenoma-associated protein homolog. Gene Ontology annotation, cellular component: cytosol. Gene Ontology annotation, biological process: tRNA methylation. The record is from RefSeq and is a predicted model, not a curated record. Lineage: Eukaryota; Metazoa; Arthropoda; Insecta; Diptera; Drosophilidae. Bases 347 to 5695 code for a protein of 1782 amino acids. The transcript is spliced from 7 exons.
UAGUUCCCAUGUAAAGAACUUAAUUUAGUUUUAAUUGUUGUUGACCGUUUUUGGUUAAACCUUAUUUUACAUACAAUCCAAUACAGAUGAGAACUUAAAGCUAACCAUUCUUGUAGGAAAUUAAUUAAUCAAUCGGAUAAAAUUGUAGGUUGAGAGCUGAGGGUUCUAGCUAGCUAGUAAUAUUAAACCGAAUAUCAAAACCGAGGAAUAUUUUGCAACUUAAACAGUUUAUUUACAGUGGUGUGGUGCUGCCAAGCAACAGGGAGCUGUUGCUCCCGGCGUGUUUUUGAUUUAAUUAGAGGUUUAACCGUGUUCCUCUUAUAUUUUCUGAAAAGCAGAAAGAACCAUGAACGAUUUAAGUUUACGCGUAGCCGCAAUUAAGUUGUGCGCCCAUCCCAAGCGUUUCGCGGAGUUGCGCGACGCCCUCGUGCCGGUGCCCAACAAGUGGAAGGCAUCGCCCCACAGCUUUGUGCAGCAGUUUUCGACGGCCUCCAGUAGUGCAGAGCAGGUGAACGUCAUUCGGACAUUGUUCCAUGGAUCCCACGUGCAGCAGCCCCAGCAGGAGGAGCAGGAGCAGGAACAGGAACAGGAGGAUCGUCGUCUGGCCGUGGAACAGUUUCUGGCCAGUGUGCUCUUUGCCAGUCCCCUCAAGCACUCUGUGCGCAAUCAGUUGAUCAAGCUCUUCUCCGACCAGGCUCUGGCCAAACAGGUGGGCCAGCCACAGCACACCAAGCCACAACUGGUGGCCGCACUGCGUGAGGCCCUGCGCGAAAUGGCGGGCACAGUUUCGGCCACAGAGCCGCCUCAGCCGCUGACCCAUGACCAGGUGAACGAUGUGUUUGUGUCGGCCAGUGCGUGUCUGCAGAAUUUCGCCUAUGGCCGGGAGGCCCUCGGCCAUGAGCUGCAUAGCUUUUUGCCGCUCUUGAGCAUGGCCCUGGAACGCUAUUGGCUGGACAUCAGUAAUAGCGCUGUCCUGGAGCUAUCGCCCACGCGGCUCAACGAACUGUAUCUGUUUGUGCAGAAUGUGCUGCGCUUCCAUGUGGGCGUGCUGUCCGAGUGGGGCGACCAGUUGGUGGGCGGGGAGUCCCUGCUGCCAGUUCAAGUGGUGGCCGAGAAGGUGGCUCGUCACAGUGAUACCCCGUGGGAUGUGCGCUCGAUUGCCGGCCUAGUGAUUGGCAAAAAUACCCGAUUCUUUGAUCGUUUCGAGGAUUAUCUGGACAAAUGGUCCAAGGCCAUGCCAAUCGAGUACCUGCCCAUCCAGGCGGCAGCCCUGAACGUCCUGCUGCCCGAGGACUAUCAGCGAUAUGGCAGCCGUGCGGCGGACAUAGUGGAUCGCCUGAUGGACCUCACGGCGCACGAGGGGAGUGUCAACAAUGUUCUCGUUUACAUGGCCAAGCAUUUCCAUGGCUAUUCCAAGAGUCUGGGUGCGCCAGUGGCUCAUCUUUCGGCUGGUCCGCAGCGUCAGGGCUACGAGCGGAUCCUCUAUGCGAUGCAGCGCUUCGCCUUGGCCAACAUUUGCAGUGCCACGGACUCGGUGCGUCACAUGUGCGGCGGCAUCUUCAUGCAGAUCCUGCAGCAUGGCCAGGCCUGCGGGCUGGCGGGGCUCUUCGAAGAGGUCUAUGUGCGAUUCGAGGAUGGCGGCAGCCUGGCCGCCGGCUGUCUGGCAGUGGAGAAACUUGUCGGCGUUCAGGGGGCACGCGAGGCCAUCAGGCAUUGCCCCAGCCUGUUUGGUAGCGUAUUUCCCAAGUACUUGGGCGUGGAUAAUGCCGUCGAUUCGCUCUUCAGAGCCAUGAUGGUGGCCUCGCGCAAGGAGCAGUCUUUCGAGGAUUGGCGCGAGCAGUGGCUGGACCUACUGCUGGAGGCCACCCAGGACAACACGAAGCGGCUCUCGGCCAUCGAGGGGCUGAUCACACAGGCCGUCAAAGAGGAGCCGCAAACGCUGCGCCACAUUUGGCUGCAGCCCGACACGUCCGUACCCUUUAGCACCACCCUGACGGCCAUCUUGAGCGCACGCAACGAAGAGUCCAGCGAACUGCGGCAGGUCCUGCUCGUGGAGCACAGCCAGAGGCUGCGAGAGGCCUUAGUCGGGCAGGACGAUCAUCUGCGGCUGCUUACCUUGCGCUUUGUGGGUGCGGCCGCACGGCCCAGUGAGCCGGUCAGCGCCGAGGAGCGUGCGAUUAUUGGCUUCUAUCUGAAGCACAACAUUAACAAUCCCAGCGCCCAUAUACGACAGCUGGGCUUUGGCCACAUGCUGAAGGUGGUACGACGCAUCGAACUCUGCCUGGCGGAGCACAGAAAGCGUCCCAGCGCCACAGGAGCCGAUCAAAUGGCCUAUCUUCGCAGUCUGAUGGCCCUGCUGGCCGACAAUCUCUUUCAUUCGGCCAACUAUGGACGCCGCUGGCUCUCGCUGCGACUCCUCCAGAGCUGUACGCUCUUGUGCAGCCGCCUGGACAUGCCCAUGGGCGAUAUACUGACCGCCAGUCAGGCGGAGCGCGUCGAGGCAUGCCUGUGGGACAGCUACGAGCACAACAAACUGGUGGCCGCCCAGCUGCUGAUCAAGCUGCAGCCAUGCUCGCGCAUCGUACCGGACAGAGUGAUGGAGCUGCUGCAGUCGUUGCGUCCGCCCGACUCGCUGACGGGCGCCUAUCUCCUGCAAGUGCAUUGCCAGGCCCAGGAGGUGGAGACGCAGCUGGUACCGGCCGUACCCCUACCCGAGGGUGGGGUGCGCUAUCAGCCGCGAAUCUAUGCGGCCCUGCAGUGGUGCCUGCAACCGCUGCGCGAGGCCCUGGCCCUGGCCACCACAAAUCUCGCAGAGGGGGCCAAAUUGAGUCCCAUGUAUGGCCUGCUGCUGGCCAGUCGCCACCUCGUCGAGCUGCUAGCCAUGGAGGAGCUGGCCAGGGAGCCCCUCUGGCGGCAGUAUGUGCAGGAGCUGGUCGACGUGUGCAUGGCCAUUAGCAAGGUGGUGCUGCCGGUGGUGAGCAGUGUGGCGCCCGAGGGCUACCUGCCGGAGGCCAGUGACCAGGAGACGGACCAACAGGUGGCCAAUGUCCUAAGGCGGCGCCUGGAUGCCGAGGCCUUGCGCCAGAUUCAAACCACACCGCAGAUGGUGCUGCUCUGUGCUUGGCGUAGCAUCAAGGAGGUGUCCAACAUACUGGGCGGUCUAGUGGAGCGCUCGCCGCUCGAGCAGGAGCAGGCCGAAAAGGACGAUCACACGUAUCUGCUGAGCGGCAGUCAGCUAACAGCCAUUGGAGAUCAUUUCCUGUUGCUUCUGGCCGAGAUUAAGCAUCGCGGCGCCUUCGAGCAGGCGUAUGUGGGCUUCAGCAUGCUCUGCCGCCGCUUCUGGCACAGCGAUGCGGCCGCGCUCAAUCAAUUGCCAGCCGCCUGGGUGAGCGAGGCUCUUGACAUGAUCCAGGGAGAGCAGCAGCAGCAGCAGCAGUCUCGUCUGUGCCCCACGCGUCGCAGUGCCGGCAUACCCUACAUGCUGCAGGCCCUCGUCUGCUCGGAGUUGAAGCUGGGCACCCACAACACCCUGCAUCGCUGCAUGAACCGUCUGCUGAAGGUGUGCGAGACGCCACGUGGCGACAGUGCUGCUGGAGCAGCAGGAGGCGCUGCACGCUGCCAUGCGCUCAACAUAAUGCGAGCCCUCUUCCGCAGCAGCGAGCUGGCCGAUCUGGUGGGAGAGUUUGUGGCGCGCGGCAUCAUCUGCACGCUGGACGGUCUGCUGGCCACCGACUGGGCGGAGCAGAACAGUGCCAGCCUGCUGCUGGCCACGCUCGUCGUCCGUGUCUUCGGUGUAGAGCGGCCGCGCGAUGACGCUGGCGAGCUGCACGUACGCAAUCGGAUGACGGGACGCAUAUUCUUCACACGCUAUCCGGAGCUGUACAAUUACUUCAGCAAGGGCCUGGCCAAGGCCGCCCUCGGGCCCAGGGCGCUGCACGGCGUACAGAAGAUCCACUUGCAGAGCAUGCUGAUGCUGCUCAGUCGCCUCUAUCCCUCGUCGCUGGAGGGCGCCGAGUCCACACUGAAGCUCAGCAAUUUUGUGCCGGAUCUGCUGAAGAUCAGCCUCUGUGCGGAUGUGUUGACCCGCGAGAAGGCCGCGGCGGUGGUUGGCAUUUUUGUGGACGACCGGGAUGCCUUUGUCCGGAUGAGGCACAUCCUAGUGCAAAUGAUGGUGCUGCAUGGACGAUUAAACGCCCCGCCCUCGCAAAGGGAUGCCUUUAAAGAUGUUCCAAUCCUGAGGCACAACCGGAUCCAUGGCCAGGAGUUGCUCAUGCUGGAGCUGUACCGACGCCUGCGCUGGAGCCGCCCGAAUCUGGUCAGAAUGAUGCUGAAGACAUUGCCACAAGUGACUGUCGAUCUGCUCGACCGGAGCGUCUUUCUGUUCAAUGGGAUGCUGGAGGUGCUGGUGGCCAUACUGGAGGAUGUGGCGCCAGGACAGGUGGACGAGGAGGUGAUGGUCGAGCUACGGCAGGUGUACCAGCUGACGCCUGGGCGGAUCUACAGCCGCUGCCAAAAGGAGCGCCUCUCGCCGAAGAUCUUUCAGAUCUUUGGGCUCCACCUGCACCGACUGGACCACAGUCGUGGGGCCGCCAUGAACCACAUUGUCGAGGAUCUGUGCAAUUUCAGCGGACCAAUGCCGUUGCCCAUGGCGAUCGAGGAGCUGAACGGCGAGCUGUUGCUGUACGUGGUCCUGCAGGACCUGCCGCCGCUGCAUUUCGAUCUGGUCAAUGCCGGGGACGUCAAGGUUUUGAGCUUCUCCAGCGACAUUGUGCGCUACCACAAGGCCCUCACACCCGACCAGCGUCGGGAGCUGGCCCGGGGCAUCGCCUCGUCCCCGUCGGUGCACGUCUGCCUCCGCCGGAUGUACGAAUGGGGCCAGCAGGGUCCGCCCAAAUGCUGGAGCCUGCAGCUCGCCGGCCGCAUUGGGAUCCUACAGCUGCUGCUUCCCAUCGAUCCCAUAAUUGACUUGGGACAACUGCUGGAGCUCGGGCUGGAGAACAGCGCCGCUCACGUCCACUUUGGCCUGGUGCUAGCCAUCAAGCGGCUGAUGGACCGCCAGGCGGAGCUGUCGCAGCCCAUCUGGGUACUCCUCCUGGAGUACGCACAGAUCCUAAGCUAUGCCACACAGCCGGUCUAUCUGCGGCACAAGGCCAUCGGUCUGUGCGAGCGUAUUGGCAGCGAAAUCGGACAGCAGCUCUGCCUAGGCGAUGUGGAGAUCCUCGGCCGCUUUGCGCGCCUGGUGCUCCUCCUGCUGGUGGACGAUGACGAGGGACUGCGCAACGAUGCGGCCGUGAUGGCUGACCAGAUGUUGCGGCAAAGACUGCACCCGCAGUCGGAGCCCAAGAAGAUUCUCGCCAACGUAAUGUUUACAGAGUUCCUAAGGCAUUUCAUUGCCAGCCUUGAAAGAUACGGCAGCGACAGCGGCUUUUUGCUGCGCCUAUUUAAUAUCAUUGUGGAGCCGUUCCUGCUGAUGGCGCAGGAGACACCCGUCCAGGAGCACGGAUCCCUGGGAGAGGAUGGGGAUGUGGAUCUGUUCGAUAAGCAGGGAUCCAAUCUGUACUGCGAGACGCUGAUGGUCAUCCGUGAGGUGGCCGAUGGCUUCAAAGAGGCCUUCGAAGAGGACACUGCCUUGCUGGCGUCCAUCGAGAAGGUGCUCCGUACUCGUGUCGUUUGGUCAAGAAGCGAAUGGGACUAGAGCCAGAGAUGCUGCAACCUGACAAGUUCAAAUACUGUUGUAACCAGUGCAUUUUGUCCUUUUUUUUAUGAGUAGUUAUGCUAUAUAAACCUACAUAUCUAAACAAAA